AUGGUUCCUAAGACACUCCGCCUCGCCGAUAUACCAACAAAACCCUCUCGUAUCAUCACCUUCACCCUCACCUUACCCCAAUCCAGGGACUUUCUACAAGGCCUCGCCAACUCAACCCAUUUCGGAGUUUCUCCAACUGUCAUAGUUGAGCCCACCCAAACCACAGAGUCAUCCCCAGAAUCUCAAGAAAUUUACUCCAACAUCGAACACGACCCUGACGGAUCGUCCUCUCCCAAUACCACUCCCGAGCCGGGCACACCAGCUUCGCAGUCGUCAUCUCCGCUUCUUCCUCUUCUUCCUCAUCCUCCUCCAACACCACCACAGAAGACGAAACAUCAAAGCCUAGAGGAGAUGCGCAUUGAAGCAGCCAAAGAAGCUGUCGUAAUCCUCCGUAGCUGGGGUCGCGAGGACAUCUCAGCGGAGUUGAAAGAGGUUAUCGCAAUUAGGAACGCAUCGGAAACUGAGGCGGAGCUUCUGCAGAAGAUAAUGUGGGUGAAGGAAUGUCUGAGGGGAAGAUAUCAGAUCUGGAUCCAACGCUCAGAGGCAUAUAGAACUGAGGGUACUUCAAGGAGCACAAGAGGAAAUAAAGAUCACGAGGUUAAGAUGCUCUGUGGCUACCCGGGGUGCGGGAGGACAUGGGAUGACGGAGAGAUAAGAGUCAGCUUCGAACCACACGGAUGGACAGCAGAGGAGAAGGUCAAAGGUGCCGACAAGAAGAAGAAGAAGAAGGUAACAUUUGAUCUGAAUAACGAAAUGAUGGACGAAGAGGAGGACAGCAUGAUUAUUGGUGAAAACGAAGAAAGUCUCAAUGAUCCAGCGGACGACAGCAAGGAGAUCAAAAAACUACCAGAUUAUCACGCCCUGCUCACAAGCCCCCGGAAUAUCCGCCUCCAUGGACGUGGUGGAUUCUUCUGCCUCCACUGUUUUGAGAAGCUUCUGGUCCCUCCAGCCACCCCUACUUCUCCCGCCAAAAAGCGCAAGCGGGAAAAUAGGCAACAUCUCCGUCCAAACCCGCUUUGUAGGAUAUACGGCUCGGUGUUCCCAGAGACCCGCUUGUCUGCGGAUGGAAAAUUUCGGCUUGAUGCAGACAUGGUGGAUCUCGUGCAAAGAUGGAAGGACGCACUUUUUGACAAAGGGGCUAAAAAUCUCAGGGUUCGUUUUGGAGAAUAUCUUGGGAGUGCGGAGGAAGCUCCUGAGGAAGUGGAGGAUCGGGAGGUCGGAGAUGGAAGAGGAUUGGCAGAGUUACUGGGUAUAAAGAUUGUGGAACCGGGUGGAAUUAUUAAGAGGAAAAAAAAUUAUUGA
Molecule: messenger RNA, 1302 nt
Organism: Morchella importuna
Lineage: Eukaryota; Fungi; Ascomycota; Pezizomycetes; Pezizales; Morchellaceae
Exons: 1
Coding region: 1-1302 (433 amino acids)
Source: RefSeq, a predicted model, not a curated record